UCCUAAAUAUUAUUUCAGAAACUCGACUCCCCAAGGACAAGAUUCUCAAAAAAUGGCGUGAAGCACAAUCGCGGGCUAAAUUCGAGGCCGCCCGUGCCGCCAUCAUCAAUUCUCUGAAAACCAAAUUCGGCACAGAAACUAACACUAAUGUCAAAGUAAUCCCAACAAUUAUUACCGAAGACAAUGCUGAAACAUCAAAUCUGAAUGUAAAUCGCGAUAACGCGACGCAGACGACUUUGAGACUUUUGCCUGCGAGGGAAGGUUUGACAACGCCGCGGAGCGCUCGGGCUCCGGUGGCUAGGAGGACUGGGACGCUACCACAUCAGCGAUUGAAAAGGGAGAAAUCGCUAGAGAGUCCACCGGAGAUGGAUUCCCCAGGCGGCAGUGUAAGCAGUGACUUGCGUCGGCAGAAUGAUGAGCUUCGCGCUCGUUUGGCCGGCGAAGCAGCGGACCAUAGGCGUCGGCUUGAUGCAUACCGCCGCGCGCAGCAAGGGCAGGCAGCGUUGGUAUCGAGACUCCAAGCAAAGGUGCUACAAUACAAGCAGCGCUGCUCAGAGCUGGAGCAGCAGAUGCAGGAGACGACGCCGCGCAGCGACAGCUACCGCGCGAAGCCUGCGACCGCCGUCGCGCUGCCGGCGCCGGCCGCUCUGCCGUCCGCCUCCAGCGUGGAUACUCGUCGGGACGAGCGCAUCGCUGAUCUCGAAACUGCUUUGAGGCGGUUGGAUGAGGAGAAACGCAAAUGUGAAAAGCUGGUGAACCAGAACAACCUGCUCCGAGACCAGCUUGAGGAAUCCCACCAGCUCAAUGAGGCAUUAACUAAUGACUUGCAGAAGCUCACCAAUGACUGGGAGGCUCUCCGGGACGAGAUGACUGUCAAAGAGGAUGAGUGGAAGGAUGAGGAACAGGCAUUCAACGACUACUACACGAGCGAACACAACCGCCUGUUGAGCCUCUGGCGCGAGGUGGUCUCCGUGAAGCGUUUCUUCUCCGAGCUGCAGUCGACCACGGAGCGCGACCUGUAUCGAGUGAAGAACGACUUCGAGUCGGCCACGCGCGAGCUUGUCGGCACGCUCAGUGGGUACGCUAUUAAUGCGUAUGCACAGGGAGUGAGGCCUCAAACCGACCACCACUCAACGCCAGGCGUGACGUCUACUCCGAACAUAACAGUGGAGACUUUGCGAAUAGAUCUGCGCGAAGUGACGUCACAGCGCGACGCGGCGCAAGCCGAGCUGCGCGAGCGAGACGCGCGCAUACAACGUCUGCUGGGCGAGCUGCAGGGAUUGGAGGAACGUUACGAGGUUGCGGAAGCUAUGUGCUCCGAAGCGAACGCCAUGCGAUCUGCGUUGGAGGAAGUGGCUCGAGCGCUCAUACAGGACUCCGAGGCUGACGUGCCGUCGCAACAUCUGCAUAUGGCUGACAGCAGCAGGUCCCCGCGUCGCGGCGUGUCGCAGGCGGCUAACGCGACAGCUUUCGCGGAGAGCACCAUCUCGGCCGUGCAGGCCGCGCUGCACAAGUACCAGAUACAAAUACACGAGCUGCAGGUGAAACUCCAGAAUACGCGGGAGCAGCUCUCGACGAGCCGCAAGCACUGCGAGGCCGCCGACGCCAGCAUACUCACGCUGGAGAACAAAGUGCAGGAUCUGCAAGCCAAACUGGACCAGGCGAACGCGGACCUAAACCAGCUGGCACAAGACAAAGAGUCGAUGCAGAAGUCUGUGGAGUCACUGCGCAUCGACAAAAACAACCUCGAGAGGAACCGCAUAGAGAUCAACGCCAUGGUGGAGUCAUUGACGUCAGACUACGAAAAACUGCAGAAGAUCAACGCGCGCCUAGAGAAGACGAUCGAAGCACUCGAGACGGACAAACGGAAUCUGAACUCGGAGCUAGACCACCUGCACCGCGAGGCUACCAACCGAGAGUCCAUAUUGAGGGCUGAAGAGGAGCGUUCAUCUCGGCUGCGUUCGGAACUGGUGACCGUCCGCGAGGAGCUGAACAAGACCUCGCUGGCGCGCGACCUGCUGGAGCAGCAGAAGAUAGAGGCGGACUCCAUCAUGUCGCAGGUGGACAAGCACAGGAAUGACUUGGAAAUAGAGCUUGAGAGAACGUUAUUAGAGAGAGGUGACCUGCAAGAUCUGGUAGAGAAGUUGCAAACGGCUAUCAGAAAUCUUGAAACGGAUAAGAAGAAAUUGCAAGAAGAAGUCAAACACCUGGAAGACGAAAAAUCCUCCCUAUCGAAUCAGUCGUCGGAACAACUGGGCGACAUGAACUCCCUGCGCAAGGAGCUGCUUGCGGCCGAGCAGACGCGCAUGGAACUCGAAGCCGACAAGUCGUCCUUGCACGAGAAGAUCAAGUUCUUGGACCAGGACAGGGAGAAGGUUGAACUGGAGCUGCGGCAGGUGGUCAGGGAACGCGGCGAGCUAAGCUCACAGCUGACGGCAAUGGUGCGCAAAAAGGACUCGCUGAACGAAGAAAUCAUGCGGCUGCAACAGCGACUCGAACAGGCCAGCGAGACUGUCGGCCGACUCAACCGUAGCCUUGAGGACCACGUCAAGGACGCGGAGGAGAAACAGAUACUAAUAGACAGUCUGGACAAAGACAAGCAGCAUCUCCAAGAGCAGUUGGCCAGCGUCCGCGCCGAGAAAGACGCGUUGGAGGCCGUACUUUUCGACACGGCCAAUAUGUUGGACGACGCGGAGGCGCGCCGCGCUAAACUCGACCGUGAACUGCAGGACGCGAUGGUUCAGCAGGAGAACCACAAAGGACAAAUAGCUCGUCUCACCAAGGAACUGGAGAGCAGCGAGCGCAAGCUCCGCGAAACGAAGAGCACCAUGCAGCAGUCGUCCGGGAAAAAAGAGGCCGAGUACCAGAGCAUCAUCACCAACAUCAACCGCACCACGGCCGAGAACAUCACCAAGCUCAAGGAAGAGAAGGAACAACUUCGCCAAACUCUUGAGCAAAAGCUAUCCCAAACGAUAGCAGCGCUAACGAGUGAGAAGGAAGCUGGCGAUGCCACUGCGCGCGAGCGAGAAAAAAAACUUCUGGCUCAACGCGAUCAGCUCAUAUUGCAGCACGACGAAGCGAUGCUGCGAGCCGAGAGCGACAAACAGCAGGCUUUGAUUAUGGCUCACCAAGAGCAACAAGCGCUGAUAGAACGCCUGGAGGAGGCGAAGCGUGUUCUAGAUUGUUCUCAGAACAAACUAGAACGCGUGAAGCGAGACGCCGCGGCGCGCUCCGAUCAGGAUCGUGGUCACAUCAACCAGUUGAAGGAUGAGCUGGCUGCGUUGAAGACUCGUCUUGAAGAGGCCAAAGCUGCAGCAGAAGACGACUGCGCCCGCUUCGAGAACCGCAUCAAGGAACUUCACCUAGAGAAGGAGGCGAGCAACCGCGAGUGCCAGGAGGUGCGCGCGCAGCUCUCGCUGGCUGAAGACAAGUAUGACAAUGCGUACACACAGCUGCAGGAUACUAUUAGGAAGCUUAAAGAACUUGAGAACGAGUCCGAAAGUCUCCGCAAGGAGCUGACCGACGUGCGUCGCCAGCUCAGCAACUGCGCGGCGGAGCGCGACAAGUACAACAGCAGCUGCCGCGAGCUGCGCGAGCACGUGAAGCGCGCCGAGCACGAGCGGCGCGAGGCGGCGCGCGCGCGCGACGAGGCCGUGCACAGCGUGGCCACACUCGAAGAAAACCGAUCAUCCCUGGAGCUGGAGCUCUCGCGCCUUCAGAAUAUGCUGAAGGAAUCUGAAACGGGCGGGGAACACGUGACACGAGAGUUGAAAGCCACCGAGGCGCAGUUAAAGAGAGAACGCGCCGCGCUGGAGCAAGCCAACCAUGACAUAAAGGAGCUUCAGUCUAGACUUCAGAACGAGUGCGAGGAGCGUGAGAGGACGGCUAACGAGGCGGCGGCGGCGCGGCGGCACGGCGCCGAGCUGGAGGCGCUGCUGGGCGCCGCGCGCGCCGAGCUGGCCGCCGGCCGCCAGCGCGGCGCCGAGCUCGAGGAGGCCUGCCGCGCCAGGGACCAGGAACUCGUUCUACGUUUGGAAGACUGCCGCUCCAAGGAGCGCCGCCUCGAGGAACUUAAACAUAAUCUCGAAGUGUGUCUCGCCGACGCUACGCAGCAGAUCCAGGAGUUGAAGGCCCGUCUCGGCGGCAGCGAAGGGCGCUGCCGCGCGCUGGAGGCGUCGCUGGCGCAGUGCGAGCACGGCAAGCGCGAGGCGGAGGCCAAGCUGUCGUCCAUCGCGCACACGCUGCGGCGCGUGUGCGGCGUGCAGCCCGACGGCUCCGUGCACGCCGCCGCGCGCCGCCGCCUCGCCAGCCCCGCGCGCCGCUACAGCCCGCACCGAGGUCGCGACCACUCGGAAGACCGCAACGAAAUCAUCGACGUGGACCCCGAGCUCGUCAAGAAAGGCGUCCGCAACCUCAUGCACGAAGUGUGCCAGAUUGAACGGGAGAAGGAUGACUACAAAACUCAAGUAGCCGCCUUGAAGAAGCAACUCAAAGACGCUAGCGAGCAGCAAGGCAAGGGUGACAACAAACUGCAGUCGAUCACUUCCAACCUCCGCACAGUGCAGGAAGAGAAGGCUCGCUUGCAGAACCUGCUGGGACAGAAGGACGCGCAGCUUACUGGACUGAAUGAAUCAGUCCAGUCUAAGACUGUGGAGAUCAGCAACCUAAGGGACAAGAUCACGAGCCUAGAAGCCACGCUUAGCUCCGUUACCGAAGAGAAGGUUCAGAACGAGAACAAAGGCGAGAAUUUGCGCGUACAGUUAGCGGAGCGUGUGCAAGAAGUCGGUCAACUGAGGGAGGCGCUGGCAGCGGCUGAAGGGCGCGCGGCGCGGCUGGACGUGCGGCGCGCGCAGCUGGAGGGCGACGUGCAGCGCGCGGCCGUCGCGGCCAGGGACCGCGACCAGGCGCUCAAGAAACUCCAAGAGCGCUGCGAGGGUUACGCUCGCACCAUAGCCUCACUAGAAGACCGAUGCACGUCACUCAAGGGCACGGUGGAGCAACUGUCGACGUCGCUUCAAAAGGCCGCCUCUGCCGAGAGCGAGCUCAGAGCGGAGCUGAGUAAGACUCAGCGCAUGCUCAACGAGGCGAAGAACAACGAGCAAAAUGCGAUGGACAAAUUGAGGCAGAUUCAGAAGAACAUCGAUGAUCGAUGCACGUCACUCAAGGGCAAGGUGGAGCAACUGUCGACGUCGCUUCAAAAGGCCGCUUCUGCCGAGAGCGAGCUCAGAGCGGAGCUGAGCAAGACUCAGCGCAUACUCAACGAGGCGAAGAACAAGGAACAAAAUGCGAUGGACAAAUUGAGGCAGAUUCAGAAGAACAUCGCCAAUUGCGAGAACGAGCGUCGCGUACUGAGCGAGAAGUUAGAAAGCGCGAAGUCAGCGCUCGUCGAGCUGAAGAGAUUGAACUGCACACUGGAGGAUCAAGUGCACAGGCUCACGACGCAACUAUCCAACGUCGAAGUGCAAAGGUCAGGCUUGGAGUCGCAGCUCCGUAUGACGACUUGGGACGGUAAGGAGAGCGCCGACAGCGAGCUUGAGCGAGAACUGCACGCGCUGCAACGCGAGCGUAACGAACUGAAGGCUAAGAUACAUUUACGAUGUCUUGCAAUAGAAAAAUAUUUCUUAUUAUUUGGUGUUCAGAACGAUGCUCUCCAAGAGACACUCCGUAAGGUUGAGGCAGAUCGCCGCCUGAACAGGACUUCGGCAUUUCGCAGUAAGAGCCACGACAGGACCGAGAAGACUGUUUACUACUCGGAUUUGGAUUCCGGUCCCGAUUCGACUAAAGACUCGAUGCGCUACAAGGACUCGAACCUGAGCGCGGGAUGCAACGACAAGAGUUUCCGCGCCGACCUCACCUUGUUGGAGCUGGAGAAUAGAGAGCUCAAGAUGAAGAUUAGGCGCAUGGAGAAAGAGCUCGCUGAUAAGGAGGCAGAACUAAAAUUGGCGCGGACUCGCUACCUUAGUGACCUGUCCACGGCAUCGCCAAGCCGGCGCGAAGAUAUCGAUCACUACCGGCAGGCCGCCCUCCAAGCCGAACGGCUACUGGAAGCCAGAGAGGCCAGUCACCGGCAGCAGAUCAUCAGGCUCGAGAACCAGGCAUCUCAGUUGCGCAGCCAGCUGUCGGCGGAGAUUCGGCGGCGGCAAAGCUACGUGGCCCGCAGCGGGCGCGCCGCCCGCGACGUGCAGCGGCUUCGCUCCGCGCUUGGCGACUCGCUACGUACUGUUUCACAGGACCCGGCGCUGGACUCGUACACGCUGGAGCACGAGGCGCGCAAGCUGGACAGCACGCUCGCGCACAGCCUCCCGCCGCUCAACGAUAGCUACGACAGCUCCAAAUAAAACCAUAGCUCUACCAGUGGGGUGAAACUGGAGCUUUCGGGCGCUCUCGGCUCAGCGAUGUUACGAGCAAUUAGGGUUGGCAAAAUUUGACGCGCCAUUGCGUGCACAACGACACGAUAAGAUUAAUGAAACUUGACAACCCUAAAUAGCCGAAAGAAAUAGUGCCAUACAUUAGAAAGGGACAACAUGAUUCGUCCCUGAAUCGCUGUCAAACUUCGGUUUUGUAGGAAGUGUUAUUUCUGUACUGUAGUAUACUAUUAUUUAUUCUGUGGCUCUAGUGUCGGUCUAUUUCACUUAAGAUAUCCUAUUGUAGAUUGGCCACAACUCUAGCUGAUCUCCUAACAUUUGUUGUUACGAAUCUAGGGCUCCACGCGCUGUGCUAACGGACGAAUGUUCCGAGGUGAAUAGCUACAUUGUUCACAUUUUUUACUCUGUUAGCGGACAACAGCAACAGAUUUGCAAUUUUGCGUAAAAUAAUAACGUAUUUGUACCCAUAUAAAUACGGUACGAAAUCAAAUGUAUUGAUGUCUCACGUGUAAAAUUAAAGGAUUCGUAAGUUUCAUGACGCGCUGCCGAUCGUACCUAUUUUAGAUUCUUUUUAUUCAUCAUCUUUUUACUAGUUUAUUUGAUUCAACAUUUAUAAAAUGUACACACAGUAUUGAAACAUAUCUUUUGCAUUGUUAAUAUCAUUAGUUAUUGUUUACAAUUAAGAUUUUAUUUUAUGAAGAAUUAUUUACCUACCGUAAAAUGUCCCUAAUUUACUCCCCACUGGGUAAUUUCUCUGUAUUAUAUGAUGAUACAGUGAUGAUAUACUUUAAAUCGGCAUAUAUAUCAACUUACCACAAUAUAAUAAUUUCUAAUUUUGGAGUAAAGUAGGCUAAUUUUACGGUAGGUACCUAAAUAUUUUGCUAAUGUAAGAUAUAAUCAAGUGAGAUAGUAAAUAACAGUAUUAUGAAGCAAUUUAUCUAGUCAAUAUAAAAUUAGUGCGUUAAAGUUGUGUGAUAUGUGACUAAUUACUAACUGAUUCAUUGAAAAAGGUAUAAUUACUGGCUCAAGAAAUUGGUGCCAAUGUCAAGAUACAGGUACCCAGAGGCGUACCAUUAAGUCCAUUCCAUUAGUAUGCACUAAAAUUAAUAUUUGUUAAGUAUUACCUAACACAGGGGUCUCCAAACUUUUUUACCUGAGGGCCAUAUUGCGCUUCAGAAACUUUUGCGCGGGCCACCGGCGGCGCCCGGGGGUUGGGCUGAAUCCCUGGAGCCUGGCUCCUUGGGUGUCGGCGGGCCGGAUUAUUAUGUUGAGAUGGUAACGAACGUACGAGUUUGUUACUCAUAGGAAAAUAAGCUAACUUAUGGAGGAAUCCGAAAAGUUGUCGGCGACGUACCUAAAAGGUCAUUUUUACACCUAGUUAUGGUUGGUACAAAAUUUACACUGAAUCUUACGAAAAUGCUCAUUAAAUGAAAACUAAAUUCAUUAAUAAAUAUAAAAGCUAUUCAAAAGUUUGACACUGCGUGCUUAUUUAGGACUUGUGUAAUCACAAGCUUUGUCUAAGUAAGUAUGUAUAUAUAUGUCGUUAAAUUUAAAAGGUUAUUUAGUUCACAACAAUUUUAGUUUACUAAUUGUUCCCUGUACUCUUUGAUAAUACCAAAGAGAAUUAAGAUGAUAAUACUGAAAUAUAGUUUUUUUUUAUCUAGAAGGAAACUCGUAUCAUAUAAUAUAAUGUAGAAACUUUAUACUAUAUCAAAUAUGAUUUAAUAAGAUAAAAUCUAAGAAAAAAACAGUGCCCCAGAAUUUGACAGCUGAAGAUGAUGAAUCUGUAAACAAAAGGCGCCAUAAUGUUUUAUAGUAACUGCCGUACAGCGCCACCUACAUUACAUCAACUAAUUCAAAGCACGAGUUUUUCUUAGACUUUAUAUUAAAAAAUAUAUUAUAUUAUAGAGGACAAUAUCUUAAGAUAUAUUAAUCUACCUAUACUCUAAACUGCUUGUAGAAUGUUUAUUUUAUUUUAAUAUAUUACUAUAGUCUGAUGGAAAACGAAAUAUUUUAAUGAUGUGGUUCUGACCAUGUUUAGAUACUAAGUGGUCGCAUGAAAUAGACCGGCUUCGGCCUCGUUCUAGAGAUACUUACCUAAUGCCCAUUUCUGUAAAUAUCAUUUGUGUGACAUUGCUACUAUCUGGCUAAGUACAAUAGUAUAAGUACCUAGUCAAAAUUAUUGAAAUAUGAUUUAUUGUGCGGUGAAAAUAAAACCAUUCAAAGUGCACACUUGCAAGGAUAGUAAAAUGACGUCGAAAUGUGCGAUAAAACGUGUGAUUCAAUUCUUGACCGACUGAUGACUUGAACCCCUGACUCAUUGAAGGUCAGCCGGAAGUUGACGGAAAUCAUUUUGUUUGCCGAGUGACUCAUAAUGUAAUCAUGGUCUAUAGUACGCAUUUUUGAAAUGUUUGGGUUUGUUAUGAUUACGAAGUAGAACAUUUUUAGAAUCGUCAAAGUUACUGUCUGUCUACUAUCGAUAAGUUACUGUUAAAUGAAUGGGAAGGAAAACACAAAAUUACGACGUAGAUACGAGGAGUGAUCUAAUUGCUUCCGUUCCUAUGAAUUCCAGACGUUUUUUCGUGUAUUGUAAUAAUAAUAUUAUCACUAUGAAAUUAUUUUAGUUGGUAUCUUCAGCCUGUUCAUGCUACCUACCUAUAUAUAGGUAUUUUACAUUACCUUGACUCCAUCUAUUUAUUAUGCAUAUUGGAAAAAAAUCUAGUCUUAAAUGUUGGUAGGUACCUACGCACUGGAACGUUUUCUAUCCAGACUUGCUUAGUGAGUAACUUGUAGUUUAUAGGAAAUCGGUUUGUAUCUAAUCGCACAACAAUAUCGGUAGAAAUGUCUUGACGCAUUGUAAAUUUAUCUGAAAAUGCAAUGUUUUGAUGUAAGGGAACAAUGAUGAGAGCUUAGUUAUGUCAUUAAAAUUGCUUGAUAUGUUUGUGAUUUAUAAACUAAGUAGCUAUAUAAUGACGAUACUUGUUGACUAUUAUUAAUAUGUACUUAUACCUAUUGCGUCAAUUUAGUAGGCAUGGCAAAGUAGCGGUUUUCCUUGAAUACUUGGGUGUGACCAAUGGGUUCAUCCAUAGUCUACAGUUAUUUUUUUAUUACGUUUAUCCUCUCACAAUCCUAAAACUUAAAUAAAUUUAAUAAUUUAUGUAGUUGCAAUUGUAAUGUGUCUGCCUAUUUAAAAAAAAACAUCUUUUUAUGUACCUAAGUCAGAAAUAACGGUCUAAAUAAAUCAAUUCUGUAAAUUUUCGCCUUCCUUACGUUUAUCUAAGCAUACAAAUAUAGGGAAUCCAUAAAUUGUAUCUAAAUGGGGAAUUUCGUGUCACAUAGCACAUAGCUUCACUCACUUCAAAUAUGAUAGGUACUGAUAUUGAUAUUUAUACAUGUUGUUCCUACUAAAGGUCUGCCUACUCACAGCGCGCCACACUAUCUCUGUAAUUCCACGAUACACGAGCAUUAUCAUGCAGUAAAUUACCAGCACUGAUAACCGCACGUCCAUUAUGCGUCGCCCCGUUUUUCGCUGACCAAUGCAGUUAAUGAACUCGUUAACUUUCAAUAACAAAUAAAAGCGUCGCGCCAGGAUGUGGAUGACCCCAUUGCCUGCUAAGCGACAGAUAAACACGAAACGCCGGCGGCCCGGCUCCUGUGCCUUGAUAAAAAUAUAAAUGCAAUAGAUAUAUAAGUACUAAAGCAAUUGUAGGUUUAGGCGAAUCCACGAGCUUUUGAUGUCCAAUUUUAUACUUCAAAAUGUUGCAUUUAAGACCUUGUUUUGAAAGAGCCGCGUGCCCCGGAGUGCACUCGGUCUAAGCGUUAGACCUUGUUUCACUCCACGGGGCGCGCCAACAGUACUGUCAUUUAAUGCAAUUUCUUGUAAUCCGACACUUAUUUGCAUUAUACAUAGAUUAGAUUGCUUAGUUAUCGAGUAGGUACCUAGAUUAAGUUAGCAUACUGUGUUCAUUUCCACUGGACUGUGUCAAUUCUUAUGUUACUAGAAUGUCGACAUAUGCCCGCCACAUCACUGCCAUUGUUUUUUACUAAUCAGCAAUUUGUACCUACAUUUUGAUUUUGUUGUAUAAUGUGGGACACGUUUUAUAAAACUUUUACACCGAUUAAUAAAUAUAGUUGUAGAUGGUAA
This is a messenger RNA of Cydia fagiglandana, 10509 nucleotides long. RefSeq names its product rootletin (gene Root). Bases 366 to 6338 code for a protein of 1990 amino acids. The transcript has 40 exons. Lineage: Eukaryota; Metazoa; Arthropoda; Insecta; Lepidoptera; Tortricidae. The record is from RefSeq and is a predicted model, not a curated record.